This is a messenger RNA of Zasmidium cellare ATCC 36951, 2037 nucleotides long. RefSeq lists its product as uncharacterized. Gene Ontology annotation, cellular component: cytosol. Gene Ontology annotation, molecular function: acetoacetate-CoA ligase activity. The transcript has 6 exons. The coding region runs from base 1 to 2037 and encodes 678 amino acids. The record is from RefSeq and is a predicted model, not a curated record. Gene Ontology annotation, biological process: lipid metabolic process. Lineage: Eukaryota; Fungi; Ascomycota; Dothideomycetes; Mycosphaerellales; Mycosphaerellaceae.
AUGAGCACUUUCAAGGACGAACCAGAGCGAUUAUGGAGGCCAAUCAACGCUGGACAUACCCCAAUGGAUGAGUACCGAAGACAUGUCAACAAGACCUACUCUCAAAAUCUGAAGACGACCCGUGAUCUUCACUCUUGGAGCGUGCAGCAACCUCAAGACUUUUGGAAAGACCUUUACUCGUGGCUGGACUUCAGACCAGAUCUCCCUCGACAUGUGACCAAAGCCUACGAUCCAAGCAUCCCUAUGAGUCGCAAUCCCAAGUGGUUCGAAGGCCUAGAGCUCAACUAUGCCGAGAACGCCUUGUUUGCGAAUCCGGACGAUGAUGCCGUUGCCCUGAUUGGACUGCAGGAGGACAGCGACCUCGCUUCAAACGAUCAUGAAGUCGUUACCUGGCGCCAGUUCAGAGAAAGGGUUCGAUUGACAGCUAGUGCUUUGAGGUCUUGCGGCAUUUCAAAGGGGGACAGGGUCGCAGCUCUUGUAGCGACCUCAGUCUGGGCAAUGGUAUUGUACCACGCUUCUGCGAGCAUUGGUGCCAUUUUCACAUCUAUCAGCCCAGAUCUUGGUCUUGAGGGCUGCGUGUCACGCCUCGCGCAGACGACGCCGAAGAUCCUCUUCGCAGACUCACAUACAGUCUACAAAGGCAAGAAGCUCUCAACAUCGUCCAAGGUCGACCAGAUUGUUCAACGUUUGGACCCCAAGCCGCAGACAUAUGUUGUACCGGUUAAAAACAAGGACAUAAAGCACGAGACUAUCGACCACUUUUUGGAAAAGGCUAAUCCUUCAGACAAAUUGACGUUCACGCCGGUACCCUUCAAUUAUCCCCUGAUGAUCUGCUACAGCAGUGGCACGACCGGCGCACCUAAGUGCAUCGUCCAUCAGCACGGGCUGCUCUUGCAGCUGAAGAAGAUUGCGGUCGUCCACAAUUCAACGACUCCCAAGGAUGUGAUCCUCCAAUACUCUUCAACGUCCUGGGUUGUUUUCUAUGUCAUGUGUGGAUAUUUCGCAGCAGGCGCGACCACGAUUGUCUACAACGGCUCUCCGAUGUAUCCAGAUACUACGCAGCUAUUGCGCAUCAUCAAUAAAUACCGGGUGACCUAUUUUGGCACGUCACCAAGAUACCUGCUGGAGCUGGAAAUGGCCAAGGUGAAGCCCAGCGAACAGUUCGACCUCUCUUCGUUACGAAUAGUAUACACCACAGGCGCAACUCUAUCGGCAGAGCAAUAUCGAUGGUUCUACCGAAACUUCCCCUCCCAUGUACAUCUCUGCAACACGGCUGGCGGAACCGAUACUGCUACAUCGUUAAUAGCUGCAGACCCGUGUGGACCCAUCAACGCCGGAGAGAUGCAGAUAUUCGCGCUGGGAAUGGACGUCGACAUUGCAGACCCAGAGACAGGUGGCUCGAUUAUGCAGUCUGGCGAGGCGGGCGAGAUGAUAGUUAGGAAGCCAUUUCCCAGCAUGCCUUGCUUCUUCUGGGGCGAUGAGGACGGAUCAAAGUACAGAUCGUCGUACUUCGAGCGCUUCCAGAACAUCGACGUAUGGGCACAGCACGAUUGGCUUCAGUACAAUCCGAGGACCGGAGGCUUAGUGAUGCAUGGUCGCAGUGACGGCGUGCUGAAUCCAUCUGGAAUACGCUUCGGCUCUGGCGAGAUCUAUUCAAUCGUCGAAGCACCGCCAUUCACGUCGACCAUCUCGAACACACUCUGCGUUGGACGCCGGCGACCUCAGGACAAAGACGAAGACAUGUUCCUGUUCCUGGUCAUGAUGCCUGGACACAAGUUGACGUCUGAGCUGUCGAAUUCGAUCAGACAAGCCAUCCGGACAGGGUUAUCGCCCCGUCAUGUGCCCCGAUUCAUCAUCGAGGUGCCCGAGAAUGGAAUACCGACUACGAUCAACGGCAAGAAAGUCGAAGCGACAGUCAAGCAGACUAUCAGCGGGAAGGACGUUAAGCCGAGCAAUACAGUUUCGAAUCCAGAGUCGAUAGAAUAUUUCAAACGCUUCCGCGAGCUGGAGAGGGAGCCAAGACUGGCGAAGUUGUAG